AUGUUGUCAGUCCGCAAUAUUUCGAGAUUUAUCCAGAUUGGUAAUAAUGCUGGCCCCAAUGGAAAAUACUUGGCUGUGAUACAGGCUCUCUGCAGCAGGAAGUACUCUGCCAGUGCUGAAAAUGAUUUAGUGGUCAUUGGUGGUGGCCCUGGGGGUUAUGUUGCUGCUAUUAAAGCUGCCCAACUUGGUCUCAAGACAGUAAAUGUUGAAAAAUAUGAAACAUUAGGUGGCACAUGUCUCAAUGUUGGCUGCAUCCCAUCAAAAGCUCUUCUCCAAAGUUCUCAUCUCUACCAUCAAGCUACGUCGAAAGACUUCAGCAGUCGUGGUAUAGAAUGUACAGGUGUCAACUUGAAUUUGUCAAGUAUGAUGAAUCAAAAAUCAAAUGUUGUCAAAGCUCUCACAGGUGGCAUUGCCCAUCUUUUUAAACAAAAUAAGGUAACUCGUGUUAAGGGAUCUGGUGAAAUUACUGGACCCAAUGAAGUGACUGUCACAAAAGAUGAUGGUUCAAAGGAGAUCAUCACUACCAAAAAUAUUCUCAUAGCCACAGGCUCAGAAGUUACCCCAUUCCCAGGCAUUGAUGUCAAUAAAAAAAACAUUGUCAAUUCUACCCACGCACUGAAUUUGACUGAAGUUCCCAAAGAAAUGGUCAUUAUUGGAGCUGGUGUUAUUGGAGUGGAAUUGGGUUCAGUAUGGAGCCGUUUGGGAAGCAAUGUCACCAUGGUGGAGUUUUUGGGAAAUAUUGGCGGUAUGGGUAUUGAUAUGGAAAUGGCCAAAACCAUGCAACGGAUUUUACAAAAACAAGGUCUCAAAUUCAAGCUUAAUACAAAGGUGACAAAUGCUGUCGAGAAUGCUGAUGGGACAGUGACAGUUUCUGUUGAGGCAGCCAAAGGGGGUAAAGCUGAACAAAUGAAUUGUAAUGUCCUUUUAGUAUGCAUUGGUCGUCGCCCUUACACCAAGAAUUUGGGAUUAGAAGCAAUGAACAUUCAACUUGACAACAGAGGUCGUAUCCCAGUCAACAGCCGAUUCCAAACUUCUGUACCAAACAUUUAUGCAAUUGGUGAUGUAAUCCAGGGUCCCAUGUUGGCACACAAAGCAGAAGAUGAAGGUAUUUUAUGCGUGGAAGGCAUUUGUGGAGGUGCUGUACAUAUCGAUUACAACUGCGUACCUUCAGUUGUUUACACUCAUCCAGAAGUUGCCUGGAUUGGUAAAACAGAAGAAGCGCUCAAAGAAGAGGGAGUUUCAUACAACGUUGGUAGAUUCCCACUGAUGGCCAACAGCCGAGCAAAAGCUAACAAUGAAACAGAUGGGUUAGUGAAGAUUCUUGGGCACAAGGAAACAGAUCGUUUGUUAGGAGCACAUAUCAUUGGCUCAUGUGCAGGAGAACUGAUCAAUGAAGCCGCUUUAGCAAUGGAAUAUGGAGCAUCUUGUGAAGACAUUGCCAGAGUAUGCCAUGCCCAUCCAACUGUCGCUGAAGCAUUCAGAGAAGCCAACAUAGCUGCUUCUUAUGGCAAACCAAUCAACUUUUGA
Messenger RNA from Acanthosepion pharaonis, 1527 nucleotides. Lineage: Eukaryota; Metazoa; Mollusca; Cephalopoda; Sepiida; Sepiidae. The record is from the annotation of a GenBank genome assembly.